This is a messenger RNA of Staurois parvus, 376 nucleotides long. NCBI's taxonomy places the organism in Eukaryota, Metazoa, Chordata, Amphibia, Anura, Ranidae. The record is from the annotation of a GenBank genome assembly.
GGGAGACCAGAUAUAGUGAAUGCAGGGUGCGGGGAGAGCAGAUAUAGUGAAUGCAGGGUCCGGGGAGACCAGAUAUAGUGAAUGCAGGGUCCGGGGAGACCAGAUAUAGUGAAUGCAGGGUCCGGGGAGAGCAGAUAUAGUGAAUGCAGGGUCCGGGGAGACCAGAUAUAGUGAAUGCAGGGUCCGGGGAGACCAGAUAUAGUGAAUGCAGGGGUCCAGGGAGAGCAGAUAUAGUGAAUGCAGGGUUCGGGGAGACCAGAUAUAGUGAAUGCAGGGUCCAGGGAGACCAGAUGUAGUGAAUGCAGGGUCCAGGGAGACCAGAUAUAGUGAAUGCAGGGUCCGGGGAGACCAGAUAUAGUGAAUGCAGGGUCCUGGG